GGGCCUGGACUCCCCCAGGUCCCGACCUGUGAUGAGGCUGCUAUGGUCCAUACUGGUGGCAGCAUGGAGGAGGGUGCUGUUGUAACAUCAGCACCUGGACGCUCCCACUCUAAUCCACUGGGAAAUCUGUCCACUAUAAGUACCCCAGAGCGAGAGCUUGACAGCCAGGCAGAUUAUGGCCAGGGGCUGAGGAGAUGGAGCCAAAGCUAUACUUACUGCAUCUGUUUCUCCAACUGCCACCUGCUCAGAAAAUCGAACCUUCACAGGAUUGGACCUCAGCUUGGCCUUCUUCGCAGCACUGAUGAAAGCAGAUUUGGGGGACUGGAAAAAGAACAGAGAGAUGGUCUUCAUGGCUCUGCAACUUCCUCUUCAGCUGAGCUUGGAGAGGCAUCUUCUGGAAAACAUGGUGGUAUCUGGAUUCAUUUUCUGGUUGUCCAAACAGUUGCUUUUCCCCAGUGGGCUGGAAUGGAGACACCUAUCACCCAUUCUAGCAGGUCAGGAGGGAGCAGGGGGAGAGACCAAGGUCAUCUUUCCUUUCACAAAUACCUGGAAGACUGGAGUCACCUUGCAAAAGUCCAACCCCAUAAUGCUUCAGAGAGGGAACUGCAGAGGACCCUCUAUACAGCUGUCCCCUCCGCGUCCCCUCCUCCCUCCAGGAGCUAUAGUCAAUAGAUUCAGACAUGUUGUCUAAU
Molecule: messenger RNA, 692 nt
Organism: Rhinopithecus roxellana (golden snub-nosed monkey)
Lineage: Eukaryota; Metazoa; Chordata; Mammalia; Primates; Cercopithecidae
Exons: 3
Coding region: 43-672 (209 amino acids)
Source: RefSeq, a predicted model, not a curated record